Molecule: messenger RNA, 1749 nt
Organism: Penicillium waksmanii
Lineage: Eukaryota; Fungi; Ascomycota; Eurotiomycetes; Eurotiales; Aspergillaceae
Product: putative pyridine nucleotide-disulfide oxidoreductase
Exons: 3
Coding region: 1-1749 (582 amino acids)
Molecular function (GO): NADH dehydrogenase activity
Source: RefSeq, a predicted model, not a curated record
AUGGCCACGGAAGCACGAGAAUCCGAGAUGGACUGGGUUGUGGUGGAGCAUCACGGAAGGCCAACAUCUCAAAUAACCAUGUCCCUUCGAUUGGGCGCCGUGCGCGCCAUGAGCAGGUCUGGUGUUGUCUCUCCCCAGCAUACUCUUCUGUGCAGGCCGCACCAGCCACAUAAGUUGGGGUCGACUAAACGCAAAAUCCUCGAACGAUGUUUCGCGACACAAGUUAAACACUCCGAUGCUGGUAAUCAAUCCGAUGACCAGAAAGAGCGCGUUGUCAUUCUUGGAUCCGGAUGGGGCGGAUAUACCAUGUCACGCCGACUAUCACCCAAAAACUUCUCACCAAUCAUCGUCUCACCUCGUUCAUACUUCGUUUUUACUCCCCUCCUUACAGACACGGCCAGCGGAUCAUUAGAUUUCUCUAAUAUCGUCGAACCGGUACGAGACCCUGGCGCCAAGGUCGAUUUCAUCCAAGCCGCAGCUCGAUCUGUCGAUCUCAAGAAGAAAACUAUAUUAUGUGAAGCAACAGUGGUGAAAAGUGGUGUCACAGAGUCGCCGCGCACCCACGAAGAUGAAAGAGAAACCGAAGAGGGCCCGGAGGCUAGCGACAAGCAGCCGAUACAACCGCGCCGGCUGUGGGAGAAAGGCGAAACAUUUGAAGUUCCAUAUGAUAAGCUGGUCAUCGCCGUGGGCGCGGUGAGUCGCACUUUUGGUACGCCGGGAGUCCGACAGAAUGCAAUGUUCUUCAAGGAUAUUGGCGAUGCCAAACGGGUGAAGCGCCGUCUACGCGAAUGUUUCGAGCUAGCCGUUUUGCCGACGACAACCACGGAUAUGAAGAAGUGGCUUCUUCAUUUUGCCAUUGUUGGUGCUGGUCCAACUGGCACUGAGCUCACAGCUUCGCUACGUGACUUCAUCUACGAGGAUAUGAUCGCGCUCUACCCGGGCCUACAAGGGCUUCCGAAGCUCAGCCUCUACGACGUCGCGCCGAAGGUACUGUCUACGUUCGAUGAAUCGCUUUCUCGGUAUGCGAUGAAGACGAUGAAAAGUGAAGGGAUUGACAUAAAGACCUCUCAUCAUGUGAAGGGCUUACGCUGGGGUCCACCCGGUGCGCCUCCGCCUUAUGACAUGGAUCCAAAGCACUGCUUAACCCUCACCACCGAGGAGGAAGGAGAGGUCGGCGUCGGCAUGUGCGUGUGGGCAACAGGCAAUGCCAUGACCAAAUUGGUAAGCCGGUCACUGAAUGAAGUCAAUGACUUUCCCGAGGACUCUGUGUUCAAAAUGGACCGAAGCUCUGGUGCGACAUCUGCAGAGCAAUCUUGGGAAUUCAAGAAAGUCCCAAAGACGGGGGCGCUGCUCGUCGAUGGCCAUCUGCGGGUUCAGUUACAAAACGAUGCCGGAGAUACGGCUACUGGUGCACCCCCAGCAACCGCCCAAGCAACGUUCCAAGAAGCCAAAUGGCUCGCGUCCCAUCUGAACAAGGAUGACCUGGCUCACACGUCCCCCUUCUCAUUCCGCAACAUGGGAACACUAGCCUACAUUGGAAGUGAGAAGGCAUUGAUGCAGAUCCCCCACGACAUGCACGAUGUCAACAAGCGCAAAAGUUAUCUUCCCGAAGGUAUCACCGGGCGGAUGGCUCGGUUAGUUUGGAACGCUGCGUACAUCACCAUGAGCAUCAGUUGGCGCAACAAGAUCCGAGUGGCAUUCAGGUGGACUUUGAACAGAUUGUUUGGAAGGGAUGUAUCUCGGUUUUAA